Messenger RNA from Dentiscutata heterogama, 255 nucleotides. NCBI's taxonomy places the organism in Eukaryota, Fungi, Glomeromycota, Glomeromycetes, Diversisporales, Gigasporaceae. The record is from the annotation of a GenBank genome assembly.
AUGGUAUAUCUCAGAUUGGAAGGUUUAAAAAUCUCAGAUGCUUUAAUCAGUACAAUUCUUCAUUCAUAUUUAGAUAUAUACUUUUUCAUUCUUGAUAAAAGUAAAGGUUUUACUAAUAUACCAAUUAUAGAGAUUGUAAGAUUUUCUCUAAAACUACAGCAUCUGAGUCUUAAUUCAUCUAUCGAGGAGAUACUAUGCAACUAUACCAAUUUGAAAUAUCUUGGUUUGGAGGGGUGUAAAGAGAUUAGUGAAGAA